ACUUGCUGCAGUAUAAUCUUGGAGGACUUCCCAAUACUUGCCAAGGUCUUUACUACUGCAAUGUCUUAAGUGGAGUCAUUAGAGGAGCUUUGGAAAU
Molecule: messenger RNA, 97 nt
Organism: Camelina sativa (false flax)
Lineage: Eukaryota; Viridiplantae; Streptophyta; Magnoliopsida; Brassicales; Brassicaceae
Source: RefSeq, a predicted model, not a curated record